GCUUGUAAAUACACAAACAGUCGAAUAGGAACAGCGUGGAAUUGUGAAUUAGUUUAGAUUUCUCUGUAAAAUCUCAUGGUUCUGUAGCGAAAAAUCUAUUAAUAUGGUCCAAGCACUUUGUAUUUGUCAGAUCUGCAAUUGUGGACGACAUCGAUGUGCUCACAGGCCAGUUUCUCGAGUUACCUCUCAGAAAUGUGUGUUCACGGAGUACCAGGACAGAUACAAGAAACAUGGACUUACAGGACGAACACAACCUAUAAAACCUGAAUUCUCUGUUAAAGCCUCGACAGAUCCGUUCGAUGGAAAUACAAAUUACAAGUUCGAUUACAUUCGACAUAAAAUCGAGCCUCAUAAAAAGCGAGAGAAAGAGCGAUACGUGAGACCWGACGGRCGAGUUGAAGAUGAAAGCACAUAUCGCCAUGACUACCCAGGUAGAGUGGUAGCUCCAGCAACUUCCGCUAAGCCGCCAGUCAACUACCAGCCUAACACAAAACCAUUUGGUGGGUCRACAGUACAUCAGGAUACGUURAAACAYUGGGAUCUGGGAGAUUGCAUGGUCAAAAGCAUGAAACCACAAGCCUCAACUAUGGGAAAUAAUGGCAGAAUGGAUGGAAAGACAAUCCAACAGACUGAUUUCCCUGGACACUAUGUMGCUAGAAGACCAGCUAUCAAGCCAUUCAAUUCUGACUUUAGACCUCCUCAUGGUCCCAUGGAGUCUGACACAACAACUAGGAUUGAUUACCCCCCAAAACAAGCACUCCCUGCACGCACAUCAAAACCAGUWGAGCGGAGACCKAGRACAGGWCCUCCUUUUGAUGGGAUUACAACCUUCCAGCAUGAUUAUCAAAUGAAYAAAGGUCUACCAGCAUCAAGUUUCAAGCCACAUCAAGAAGCAAUUCAAUCCAAUGCACCUUUCCAAGAUGAAACAACCACUGGAUUUUCKUAUAGAAAGUGGGAGGUCCCAAGAAGYCAACCACGMGAGAAGGAAAUGUACAGGCCUCCCUCAGGAAGGUUCAAUGAUGCCACCACAUUCAAACAUGAUUAUCCUCAAUGGAAUGUGGGUCCUGCCAUCAGCGCUAAACCUCCCYUUCAAUCAUUUGCUUCAAGUCAGCCAUUCCAAGAUAGGACCACACAUGGGGAUACUUACAGGGCCUGGGACUUCCAGCCUAUACCUAAGAGUACAAAGARAGAGGGUUACCGYCCACCYUCUGGACGUUUUGAAGGAGAGUCCACUAUGCAGAGCCAUUACAGAGGACAACAAGGAAAACCAGCUAGGGCUAUAAGGCAUGAAGUCAAUCGGCCAAUGUCUGCAUCUCCAAUGGACCUAAACACGACCUAUGGGGACACCUUCAGAGGAGAACGUCCCCAGAUAUGUCCAGCUGCAAGGAUAAAUCAAUUUGAUAAGACUGUUCAAGAUGGAUACUUGUUCUCAUAUGAUGCAAAGGGUCAUACAUUCUUUAAACCAACUAUGUCUGAAACUGUUCAACCUCUGUCGCUAUCUGCUUAAAUCUGUAUAUUGGCCAUYAUUUGUAGUGGAAAUUUCACUCA
Messenger RNA from Exaiptasia diaphana, 1548 nucleotides. Its product is annotated as stabilizer of axonemal microtubules 2. Gene Ontology annotation, biological process: microtubule anchoring. The transcript has 2 exons. Gene Ontology annotation, molecular function: microtubule binding. The record is from RefSeq and is a predicted model, not a curated record. Bases 104 to 1507 code for a protein of 467 amino acids. NCBI's taxonomy places the organism in Eukaryota, Metazoa, Cnidaria, Anthozoa, Actiniaria, Aiptasiidae. Gene Ontology annotation, cellular component: cytoskeleton.